UGAUCCGAGCUGCAUUGUAAAUAGACAUCAGCGGUACGACGAAGCCAUGCCUUCUUAGUCUCUUUAAAUCACUUUCAGUUGAACAGACCCUUGGCGAUCGGGUACUCCUUUCCUCCAGAUCAACAUUUCGUGGGUGACUUUGGACAUUUAGCCUCAUUAAAAGGUUAUUCAAGCAUGUACCGGUCUUUGUAUGCCUUCCGAUCCGCGGAGCCCAACUCGCUGCACUUCGGGGCCGGAGAAAGCUUCCUAAUCCUUGAGAGGAGCAACAAACACUGGUGGCUGGGGUCCCGGUGCAGCUCGGGGGAGACGGGCUACAUCCCUGCCUCAUACAUCGAGAAAAUACAGGCUCCGGAGCAGGAUGACGUGCUGCAGUCCAUCGACAGAGCAAUUGAGGGAAUCCAUAAUGUGGCCUUAAAAAAUGGGGGCAAAUACAAUCUCGAGCAGCGAGACGUUCUCCAAAAGCUGAUCCAUCACAGAAAGGAAACUCUUGCUCGGCGAAGUUCCUCUUCCGCCGGACACAAACAAGGCCUCCCAUCUUCCAGCAGCGAGAUAUCUCUCAGUCAAACCCCUCCUCCCCCCAACGGCCUUAACAGAGACUACGGGCGACAGGGAAGCGUGCCUUUGUCAGGAAGCAUGGACAGUAUGCACGGAGAGCAGGGCUUUUACCAGAUUCCCCCUCAGCCUCGCCGUGCGGCUCCGAUCACCCCACCUCCCCCUGAAAAACAGCGGAACAGCCGGCGCCCAGAGCCGGAGGUCCCCUCCAGAGUGUCCUCUCUCCCACCGUCCCCCGCCCCCUCCCUCUCGAUCAGCACCACCUCUCUGGAGUCUGGCUCCUCCCACUCCCUGGUGUCCUCUGAUGUCAGUCUGCCAAGUGUGUCCAGCACCCCUCCUCCCCCCGUUCCGUCCCGUGUGAAGCCCCCCGCCCCCCCUCCCCCUCCCGACGUCCUGCCGUCCGAUUCUCCUCCCCAGCCGGCUCCUGCGAAGAAAAGCCCGGCGCCGCAGCCCCCUCAGCCCGCCGAGCCCCCCCGUCCAGUCCAGCCAAAAGUGGAGGAGCAGCCGGACACAGACUGGCCGGUUGCCCCCCCUUCUGUUGCCGAAAGCCCCCCCGGCAGCCCUACCGCCGCUCAGCCGGUUCCCGUGAGCAUCGGAGCUGAGCUGAUCGAGAUGGUGCGGAAGAACACGGACCUGAGUUACGAGCGCUCGCGGGUGGCCGUGGCCGUGGUGGUCGGCCACCUGCAGACCGCUCUGCCUCAGGCCUCGUCCGCUCUGGAGCAGGUGCUGCUCUCGCUGGUGGAAAGCAAGGACUUCAGCGCCGCGCUGCCGCGGGGUCAGGUGUGUCACGAUGAACAGCGGCUGGAGGUGAUCUUCAGUGACCUCACCCGCCACCGCGACGACUCGCAGCAGCGCAGCUGGGCGCUUCAUGAGGACCACGCUCUCAUUUCCUGCUACCUGGAGGAGCUGCUGAAGAUACUGACUGAUGCCGAUCCCGAGGUUUGCAAGAGGAUGUGCAAGAACGAUGACUGUGAGAAUGUGCUGUCGCUGGUUUCAUAUUAUCAGAUGGAGCUUCGAGUGUCUUUGCGGCUGCUUCUGCUCAAAGUGUUUGGGGCGAUGUGCAGCCUGGACGCUGCUCUCAUCUCCACCCUCCUCAACUCCAUCCUCCCCAUGGAGCUGGCCAGGGACCUACAGACAGACAAACAGGAACACCAGAAGAUGUGCUACACAGCUUUGGUUCUUACGAUGAUCUUCUCCAUGGGUGAGCAGGUGCCAUAUCAUCAUUACGAACACCUGAAUGCCGACUUUGUUCAGUUUCUGCUGGGUGUGGUGGAGGACGGUCUUCCCUCUGAUCCCACAGAGCAGCUGCCUGACAUCUUCCUGAACCUCCUGCUGGCCUUUAACCUGCAUCACACAUCUCCCAGCAACAACGUGAUAAUGCAGGAGCUGAAGCAGAAAAAUGUCAAGAUCCUGACAGAGAAAGUCCUGCUGCUACUGAACAGAGGCGAUGACCCCGUGUGUAUGUUCAAACACACCCCACCGGCACCGCACUCUGUGCUCAAAUUCCUGCAGGAUGUUUUUGCCGACCGAGAGACCUCCGACAUCUUCUACCGCACUGACAUGAUGGUGAUGAUCGACAUCGCCGUACGACAAAUAUCUGACCUUUCACCUGGAGAAAAGCUGCGAAUGGAGUAUCUGUCCCUCAUGCACUCCAUAAUGCGCUCGACGGACUACCUGGAGCACCAGCACCGUCUGUCUGACCUGCAGGGGACCCUGCAGAGGAUUCUUAGGGAGGAGGAAGAUCCAGGAGAGGAUGAAGGGAGUGCCACAGCCAAACAGAUGGAUAAGCUAAUAGUACAGCAGAUCUACAAGGAGUUUCCACAGAUCUGUGAGAAACAGGACUAACCAUAUCAGUAUUAGGCACACACUCUGUAGUCUGCUCCCAUCUACUGUGAGGAGGUAUGGUAAAGCUGCCAAAGGGAAGAUCUGAAGUUUGCGGACAACUGAUAUUCUGUGCCAGCUGAGAAAAACAGAGCAGUGUUUUUUUCUGGACUUUGCAGGGCUGCAGCAUGCACGCAGUAUCAAUAUUUUCACAGCUUUUCGAGAAUGAAAAAGAAAAAUUUCUCAACCUUUAGAGCAUUUAGAUCAUAGAAAUAAUCACAGUGAAUUGUAGGCCAAACCUUAAAGCUGCUCUCAAAGUGAAUCCUUAGCAAUAAUAACCGUUUGAACCUUAUAUGAGCUGCCCAUGCUUGAGAUUGUGGCAUAAAAGUUAUAAAAGCAACAGCUGCACCUUAUUCUAACCAAACUGACUUCAACCAAAUGGGUCCCCGAGACUAUGUAAAGAUUUGUAAGAAAGAGACGGAUCUGUGGUUGCAUGCACAUAAAAGAGUUAUUUCAGUGCUUACAGAAUACUGUACUUUUAACUUUUACAUACUUCCCUUGUGAUGGGACCAAACUACUCUGUGUUGCUGAGAGUAUUAUUUUCUUAACUCGGUACUGCACUCUUAAAACUGACUUCCUGUUUAAUUUAACCAACAUUUAAUUAUGCGUAAGAUGCUAGGGAAAUGUGAAUAAGUUAAAAAAGUUUACUUCUCUUGUGAGAUGAACAAAGCACACCCUGACUCUUGCUGCCAUUGUUAAGCUUGAAGCUGAGUAUCUUGCUGCUCCAUAUCGAGUCCCUGCUGUUUUUGCAUCUGCAGCUAUCUCAGUCUGUUAAAUGGGACUUUUCCUUACAUUUACAGAAAUUGCUCUGUAUUUGCAAACUCAAAGCUCCCUGACCAUCACCGACUGUUUACAGAGUCAAACUAUUGUUUUGGCAUCAAGCCUUAGCUGAUGCAUGAUGUUACGUGAUUAUUAUCUGCGGUGAUACAUCGCACGGCAUUGUUCACUAUAAUCUCAUCUUCCUGCUGAAAAUGAAGACAGUGAAAUGGAAAAGCAGGGCAUUUAUUUUUUAUCUCCUGGUGGUUUCAGUUCAAUUUCCCUUGUUUUUGCCCAACAAUGUUGUGACUGACGUUUUUCCAUCUUAACGCCUUUCCUUGUUUAAUCUUGUCCCUGGCAUGGCUUUGAAAGCCUGUCACAAUCCUGAACAAAUAUUGGAUUUUAGUUGAUCUCUGUGUCUACAUUAUUUGACUAAUUGGGUCUGUUUACAAGACGUGUGGGUGGUGAACAUCUCCAUUAAUAACUGUCUGCAAACAUGCUGCAAUUGUGUAAUAAUGAAACUAAUAAAGCUAUAUUUUAACAGUGAACGUUUUCAUGUGGUGUUGUGGAAUAUACAACAUGAUCAAAGCUGAAAGUUUGAAUGAACAGC
This is a messenger RNA of Menidia menidia (Atlantic silverside), 3799 nucleotides long. NCBI's taxonomy places the organism in Eukaryota, Metazoa, Chordata, Actinopteri, Atheriniformes, Atherinopsidae. The record is from the annotation of a GenBank genome assembly.